AUGGACUCUAUUCGCAAUUCAAUCGACUCGUUCAACGACUAUGUGGGCAAGUCGACAUUCGGCUCCGUCUUUCGCCUCGGAGGCUCCGGACAUAAAGAUGAAAUCAAACACACAAAGUUCACCACCGAAGUGAGGGCCGGCCUUACCUCCUUCUUCACCAUGGCCUACAUCAUCGCUGUGAAUGCCAACAUCCUCGCCGACACGGGUGGCACCUGUGUAUGCAAAGACGCUGCCGACCCACUAUGCUUGACCAACACCGACUAUCUCAUCUGCAAGCAGGAUCUCAACCGCAACCUAAUCACAGCAACCGCAGCAAUGGCAGGCGUCAGCUCCUUCCUCUUUGGUUUCCUGACCAACAUGCCAGUUUGUCUCGCGCCCGGUAUGGGUUUGAAUGCCUACUUUGCCUAUCAAAUCGUCGGUUUCCACGGCAGCGGUCUCAUCUCAUACAACCUCGCACUCACAGCCGUCUUCGCCGAGGGUUUCAUUUUCGUCUUCCUGUCUCUAGUCGGUAUGCGACAGUGGCUCGUCAAGAUCAUCCCCGUAUCGCUCAAGAUCGCCGCCGCUUGUGGUAUUGGUUUGUUUCUAGCAGAGGUCGGCCUCAGUCACAAUGCCGGUAUUGGGGCUAUUUCUGGCGCUAAAAGUACCCCUCUUGACAUCGCGGGGUGUCCUGAUCAAUACAAGGACAAGUUUGGCGCCUGUACAAGCCAUAAGAUGACUUCUCCCACGAUGUGGCUGGGCAUCAUGGGUAGUGGCAUCCUCACAGCCUACUUGAUGACGUACAAGGUCAAAAGCGCCAUGAUCCUGGGUAUCUUGCUUGUAUCCAUCAUCUCAUGGCCACGCGGAACAGCUGUUACUUUCUUCCCCGACACCGAGGUAGGAAACGACCGCUUCGACUUCUUCAAAAAGGUAGUCGACUUCCACCCUAUCAACCAUACAUUGAACGCCCUGGACUGGAAUGUCAGUCGCGCACCAGGCCACUUCGCCCUCGCUCUCUUCACCUUUCUCUACGUCGACAUCAUUGAUUGCACCGCCACUCUCUACUCCAUGGCUCGUUUCUCCGGAGUGGUUGAUCCAGAGACAGGAGAUUUCCCUCGAUCAACCUUGGCCUACUGCACAGAUGCUGCUUGCAUUUCCAUUGGCGCACUUCUCGGCUGUUCGCCUGUCACGGCCUUUAUUGAAAGCGGUGCUGGAAUUGCCGAAGGAGGCAAGACUGGUUUGACCGCCAUGACAUGCGGAGUUGGAUGCCUUAUGAUGCGCCAAAUAUCGUCGAUCAACUGGCGGUAUAUCGGCGACGCAAUCCCUGCUUUCGUAACCGUCAUGUUCAUUCCGUUUGGCUACAGCGCCGCUUAUGGUCUCAUUGCUGGCCUCAUGGUUUAUACUGCGCUCAACGGCAUGAUCUACCUCACCAAAGUCAUCUCAGGUGGGUAUAUUGUCCCGGAAGAUGAAGAAAAUCGCGAAUACUGGACCAUCACACCCCGCGGCCGCCUCCCCUGGUUCGUCACAGCAAGCCAAACACUAGCGCAUCGCGUGCGCGGCACAGAGCGACCCAAAGAUGACGACACCCUGUCGGUCCGCAGCGGCGACUCGCACUGGAAGUACCAUGACCGACUUGCAUCGCAGGGCUCCAACCGCGAGCUGGACAGCGUAGUCGUGCACACAGCGCUACCGACAGACCCGCGUGGCCAGAAGGUGUUUAGCAAGCUGGGCAAAUAA
Messenger RNA from Pyrenophora tritici-repentis Pt-1C-BFP, 1713 nucleotides. NCBI's taxonomy places the organism in Eukaryota, Fungi, Ascomycota, Dothideomycetes, Pleosporales, Pleosporaceae. The record is from RefSeq and is a predicted model, not a curated record.